UCCUGGCGCCAUGUCAAUAGUUGAUAUGAAUAAUAUCAAAAGAUUAGGUUCAGAGCUGGUUACAUACUUUGAAAUAGUCUGCAGUUACCGCCUAUGCGCCAUGGCAGCAUUUUACGCACACCCACCCACCCACACACACACACACACAUCUACAGUCCCACACACAAGUAGACCUAAACCAUUUGGGCAUUUUACACAUUAGCAAACACUCCACGGACCUUCGGUUGCUGACCAGGUGAGAUCCAAAUGAAGGGAUCGUGUUUGUUAGUGUAAUUCAAAUAGUCUAUGAAUUGUAACUUCUUCGGUUUUAACGCACAGCCUCCGUGAAGUCCCGCGAUACCCUCUGUGUCUACACAAGGCUGCCAGUUUCAAGUCCGUGUUGUAGGUGUCGCUGUUGACCACGUCUGCAUCUGCAGUACGAGUGUGUGCAGAGAGAGGAGGCUGCGUCUCAAGGCCAUUUUCAAAUCUCAUUGGUGGGCUUGUCAUGUGGUCGGGAGGCAUCCUGACUUGUUUUUCUUAGAUAUGUCAGCUUACAAAGGACAUCUCUCUCCUCUAAGGAGCUUAACCCCCAAAAAUGUCCUUUCCUAGCAGCUCUCCUGCGGCAAACACAUUUUUAGUGGACUCUUUAAUUGGUGCUUGUAGGACGGACAGCUUUUACUCCAGCAGCAACAUGUACAUGCCGUCUGGCACAGAAAUGGGAACUUACGGAAUGCAAACCUGUGGACUCCUGCCGUCUUUUGGCAAAAGAGGGGAGGUCAACCACCAAAAUAUGGGCAUGAAUGUCCACUCGUACAUACCUCAAAUAGAUAACUGGACUGAUCCGAACAGAUCCUGCAGAAUAGAGCCGCCCAGUCAGAUGUCAAACUGUUCAUUUUCACAGAGCAUAAAGGAAGAGAGUAACUGCUGCAUGUACACCGAUAAGAGAGUACAAAAAGUCAGCUCGACAGAAAUCACCGCAUAUUCUAACGUUAUACCCGACCCCUGUUCAGUCGACGGUCCAGAGAUACCGGUUCCGGGUUAUUUCCGACUGAGCCAAACUUAUGCGAAUGGGAAGCAUCAGGAAAACUACUGCCAUGAGCCGCCGAGUCCGAACCCAACACUAAUGCAGCUCAGCCGGGUCACCCCGAAACCACCGUCCUCCUCGUCGUCCUCUAAUUUUGCAGAGGUGGGAAAGAAAGGUGAGGACGUCCAGCAAAACUCCGAGACCUCAAGGACAGCUCUCCCGGUAGAAAGUCCGGACCCUAAGUGCAGCUCGGAGGAAAAAACCUGCCCCAUGGAAGCGUCUGUGUCCAGUCCUGAGCUGCAGCAGAAGGAAGGGAAAGACUGCAAGAGUGACACGCCGACGAGCAACUGGUUAACAGCAAAAAGUGGCAGGAAGAAGAGAUGCCCCUACACAAAGCACCAGACCUUGGAGUUGGAGAAAGAGUUUCUGUUCAACAUGUAUCUGACCCGAGAGCGCCGCCUAGAGAUCAGCCGGAGCGUCAACCUGACCGACAGGCAGGUCAAGAUCUGGUUUCAAAACCGCAGGAUGAAACUGAAGAAAAUGAACAGGGAAAACCGCAUCCGCGAACUGACCUCAAACCUCACCUUUACGUGAGCCUGCGUGCGUCACCGCUUCUCUCUCCUUUCUUCCCCCCCUGUGUUCUGUUUGAUGCUUUAGUGGCAUUGGACGUUUAUCUUCAAUUUCAAAGAAACUGUGACUAUAUAAAUAUAUACAUGCCAUUUUAGUACUUCGUGCGGCGUCGUGUGUUUCUUUUAUCACAGGGUAGCACUUUUUAGUCUUAAAUUAUUGGAGGAGGAGGAGGUUGAUCCAACAGACAUGGGUGUUGUAUUGUAUCGCAGUGGCGAGCUGUGUGGAAAGAGUUACUCUAUUUCUGUCAUGAAAGCACAUUUAUUGUCGUAUAGUGCAACAUUUGUUUUACAGUAAGUGCAAGCCAUUUGCUCAAUAGUGAAAUGUUUCUAUGGGCCUUUUAAAGUGGCGGAAAACAAUGUUAAUCUGUGACUUUAUUGCAUGUUUGUGGCAUGU
This is a messenger RNA of Monopterus albus (swamp eel), 2026 nucleotides long. It is a transcript of the gene hoxd10a, whose product is annotated as homeobox D10a. The transcript has 2 exons. Gene Ontology annotation, molecular function: DNA-binding transcription factor activity, RNA polymerase II-specific; RNA polymerase II cis-regulatory region sequence-specific DNA binding. The coding region runs from base 575 to 1597 and encodes 340 amino acids. NCBI's taxonomy places the organism in Eukaryota, Metazoa, Chordata, Actinopteri, Synbranchiformes, Synbranchidae. Gene Ontology annotation, biological process: regulation of transcription by RNA polymerase II. The record is from RefSeq and is a predicted model, not a curated record. Gene Ontology annotation, cellular component: nucleus.